Messenger RNA from Caenorhabditis elegans, 1084 nucleotides. It is a transcript of the gene F21C10.9, whose product is annotated as N-acetyltransferase domain-containing protein. Gene Ontology annotation, biological process: G protein-coupled receptor signaling pathway. Bases 38 to 991 code for a protein of 317 amino acids. Lineage: Eukaryota; Metazoa; Nematoda; Chromadorea; Rhabditida; Rhabditidae. The record is from RefSeq and is marked reviewed. The transcript has 5 exons. Gene Ontology annotation, molecular function: transferase activity; acetyltransferase activity; acyltransferase activity, transferring groups other than amino-acyl groups.
AGGACUCACACUUUCAACUUAUUCAGCUAGUUUCGAGAUGAAAACUUUAUUUGAAAUUAUUGAUAAUCCUGAUUCAUCUAGCCCAUUGUGGAAACAAUGGAAAAAUUUAGUGGACACCGAAGGAUGGACAUCAGAUGACAAUUCGGUCACCGAAAUGGUUCCAUCUCUUCCGACCACGCGAAGUGUUUUUGCAGUUACUAAAACGCCAGAGCGGAGCAUGGUUGGAAGUGUUGUUUGGAACGAGUAUGAUGAUAUUUGUUGGUUAGGCUUUUACCUUUUGGCUCCAGAGUAUCGUGGAAAGGGCAUCGGGUCGAUGAUCUGGGCUCAAGCAAUGUCUCGUAUUAGGAAAGACUUGGUUCUUGGCUUAAGAGGAGUCGUCAAAAUGGCUCCAAAAUACAAAUCCCGAGAUACUCCUGUGGAUGGAGCGUUGCUUGAAAAUUACCGUUUAACUUCAAAUGACUUUUAUUCUGCUAUGAAAAAUUUUCAAGAUUUGGGGCUUAUUCAAAAACGCGUGAGAGACUUAUCUGAAACAGAUUGGGAGAAGUUUUUGAAGUACGAUAAAAGUGUGAAUAGUAGAGAUCGUCGAGAGUAUUUGGAGAUUUAUUACAAGAAACUUGAUUACACUAUUGGAAUUGCAUUUUUCAAUGAAUCUGGAGACAUAGAUGGUGUUAUUUCUGCGGUUCCUACUGGUCAUCAAGAAGAUAACAAUUUCAAAAUUUGCCACCUUUACGCAAAUUCAUCAAACAUAGCAUUUUACACAAUGAAAGUCCUUUCCGAAGUUAUGCUCAAAACAUAUCCUGAAGCUACUCUCAUUUUCCAUCUUGUUGAUACUCCUGAAGGAUCCUUCACAGUUCUUCAUAAAUUUUUCAAAAGCCUCAAUUUGAAUGCAGGUGUCAGUGGAUUAACACUAUACAGUGAUGUGUAUCAGCCCAAAGGAGAUCUUGAGAAAGUUUACAUUCCAUUUAAUAGCUCCUGUCAUUUUGAUUACUGAUAUUUAGAAUAUUUCAAAUUUGAUGAUAAUCAACUUUUUUUUUCCUUUAAGUUGACAUUUAUAUUCAAUAAAAUAGCUUUCCAAUUUAUUACA